This is a messenger RNA of Centrocercus urophasianus (Greater sage-grouse), 2845 nucleotides long. RefSeq names its product tumor suppressing subtransferable candidate 4 (gene TSSC4). The coding region runs from base 922 to 1932 and encodes 336 amino acids. The transcript has 2 exons. The record is from RefSeq and is a predicted model, not a curated record. Lineage: Eukaryota; Metazoa; Chordata; Aves; Galliformes; Phasianidae.
GUAUGUUCUUUCUGUAUAAAUGUUCUUAGAAAAGAGGUGUCCUCAUUCAUAGCCUGAAACAGCUGUCUUGCUCAGCUGUGCUUCUUGGUGUCUCUUUAGAGUUGCGCUCGUUUCUUUCAUGUGUUAUAAAACUAAACAGAAAGAUGCAGGACCUUCAGAUGAUUAUGUUGCAUGUAGGGGUUGCACUAAAGGCCAUGUCUCAAAGGAACCAUCAGUUCCCUUAGUCAAAUACAGCCAGACUGCACACAACACAGCAUUUGGGCCGUUCAGUUCUUUGGAAGUUUCUCCAUGUAUUAAUGCCUCACGCAUUGGUGCAUAUGACCCUUCUGUACAGACAUCUUUGUGGUAUCCUGGGUCUCUUUUCCAGUGGCAUGCAGUACCUGCAGUGCAUAAGUACUACUACAGUAUUUCCUUGGCUGCACUUAACUACAUUUACAACUACACUACAUUUACUAAUUGUUUACUGCACGAGUAAAUUACAGCUUCGUUUUUUUAAAAGCCUCUCUUCUGUUGUACAGAAUAAGGCUUGGUGGUGUGAACGUGGAGACUGAAUAACUGUAAUGGAGCCUGCCCUAGUAGGUUUGUGCUGUUCUUUUGCCAAUAUUCAGGAUUAUCUGAAGACUUUUUAUGCGAGCUCGAGUUUGUGUCAGAUUUAGAACUCAGCUCUGUAGCUUUGGAUGACUCAGGGAGAAAGAAUUAUUUUCAAAACUCAUUUUGAAACUACAUUUCCAGUAUCUUGAUGGAAAUGCUUGUUUUCUAGGGCGGAAGUGCUGAGAUCUUUGGUGGCUUUAACUGACCCUCGGGAAGGGAAGCUGACUCAGUCUCAAGAGAAAGCAUUGAAAUUGCUGGGCAUUUGGAAAACCAUACAUACAGCCAUUCCUGGGCCUACAUCAAGGACCUCAGUGGAGUGAUAGCUCAAAGAUGGGAGACCAGGAUGAUGAUAAACCCUUCCUGGGCUCUGGGGCUGCCAGUGCUGCAGACUACGAAAGAGCUCAGCCCUCUGACGCAGUGUCGCUCAGCGAUUCUGAUUCUGAUGAUUUGGGGUUAGCAGAUGAAGCAGAAGUUGAUACAAUAUCUCCUGAGGAUCCAUCUGUAGAUGAUGGGGAUUACAGAUCAGGGGACGCUGCUGACCCAUCAGACAGCACCGAGAGAUCUCCUGUUCAGCCGUUCCAUCUGAGGGGCAUGAGUUCUACAUUCUCUCUCCGCAGCCAGAGUAUUUUUGAUUGCUUGGAGGAGGCAGCCAAAUUGUCUGUGCCCUCAAUGUCUGAAGAUAAUGUUGUUGAUGGGAGAUUUAAACGUCCCUUACCUCCAACUACCAUGUCAAGUAAUGUGGUACCAGAAAGCCUUGGAAAGCCAACCAGACCAGUGCAGGCUCCCAGAAUGUCUCCAGCAGUGCCUGACUACGUGGCACACCCAGAGCGCUGGACCAAAUACAGCCUAGAUGGGGUGCCAGAGUCUAGUGACAAGUUUAACAGGGCAGUGGCCAUGGAAUUUCUAGAGGGCUUGAAGAAAAGAGGAGAGGAACAAAGCUCAGCUGCUCAAGAUAGCUACACGCCAUAUUUUAACCAGGACCCUUCCAGCUGUGGAGCUGGGAGGAUUGUAUUCACCAAACCUGCAAAAAGGGGUGUUGAUGGACUAGAAAAGAAAAUAUUGGCAGGAGAGGGUGAUAAGAAACACAUCAAAACAGAUCUGAAAGGAAAGACUGAUGACUUGAGGGAGGAGGAUAAGGUAGAGCUGGGACACUUAGGUGGUGGUAGAAAAGCAACAGAGGAGGAGGAGGGAUGCCUGAUGGCGGAGAACCUGAAUACAGAAGUUGAGCAUGGUGUGGGUGAAGAGCCAUUAGCAGAAAAAGUUGGAUUCCAUUGCAGCAAGAAGAGAAAUAGGAAAAAUUUCCGACCUAAAGUAGAUGACGAAGGAGAGGAGGAAGAGUGAUGGAACAAAUCAGAAACAUGCAAGAAUUGGUAUACUCUUGGAUUCUGUUGUUAUAUAUGCUUGGUUUUGUUGUUACAUAUAUAUAUAUAUAUAUAUAUUUUUAAUCAGGGACCCAUGUGAUACCAUUUUGUUUUAGUAACGGUUUGCUUUAUAGCCACCCAGACCUCUUUCAUUUUUAGAAAUUAAGCUACUAAAAAUACAUUACAGACUUUUUGUUAGUGAGAACUCUGUAGGCGAAGGAUAGUUGCAGUCUCUCAGGAGAGAAUAUAGCUUGCUUUGUUUGCUUGAGCAGCUCCCUGGGGCUUGCUCAAGUCAUCAUGAGCACCAUAGAAAAAGACUGUUAGCUAGAAUGCUGCAAGGCAUCCUCAUUACCCCAGACUUUUCUUAAGUCCUGUAGAAUCCAGGAACAACAGUGAUGAGAUUCUCAUGUAGAGUUGUUUAAACAAUGAAAAUAAAACCAAGUCUUCCACUAGAUUUGAUUUCUCCUGACCUGUCCUUUUUUUGUUCUGUUUGAGAUUGAGAGUACAGCAUGAGAGGGCCCAGGUGGGAACUGGCAAACCAACUAUUUUUUAAUGUAAUUUCAAAAAAAUAACUUACUUACUGUUACAUGGAAAAAAAGAGAUUAAGAAAAUACGAUUUUUCUUGCAGAUGGGCACAACUUUGCAGAACAUUCUAGUAAAGACACACUGAGCAUCACUUCAGCCAAGUCUCUUCAUGUUGAGUGUAGAUCAGUUAACACAACUUCUUUUAGUACUAUGAUGUGUUGAUUUAUUUUUUUGCCUGCAUAUUUGUUUAGCCUUUCCAGAUGGCACUACUUCCACGUUUCUUGGUGUACAUUUGGUGGGAAUCAGGGUGUUUGUAGAACUGGGUGCUUUUUACUUUGGAAUUCAAUAAACUUUCAGUUGUACUUUGA